Molecule: messenger RNA, 936 nt
Organism: Scomber scombrus (Atlantic mackerel)
Lineage: Eukaryota; Metazoa; Chordata; Actinopteri; Scombriformes; Scombridae
Exons: 4
Coding region: 1-936 (311 amino acids)
Biological process (GO): lipid metabolic process
Molecular function (GO): phosphoric diester hydrolase activity
Source: RefSeq, a predicted model, not a curated record
AUGAAGAGCAUGUUAUUGCAGUUAAUGGUGCUUGUGGGAGUCACUGGUUUAAGUUAUGGUGCCACUCAGAGACCUGACUAUGAUGACACAUCAACCCCGGAGUUCCUCAACCCCUCCUGGAUGGCUAAAAUCCCUGAUGAUCAGCCGCUGUCUGAGGUCACCAUGCCCGGGACCCACAACACCAUGGCCCUGUACGGCGGCAUCUAUGCUGAGUGCCAGUCCUGGAGCCUGGCGUCCCAGCUCCGUUCCGGUGUCCGCUUCCUGGACAUCCGUGUGCGUCACGUCAAGGGGAACCUCACUAUCCACCAUGGGGUGUCCUACCAGCGGGCUCACUUUGGCCAAGUCCUGGAGGGUGUGGUGAACUUCCUGCGCGAGUAUCCAACGGAGACUGUGCUGAUGCGUCUCAGGGAGGAGUUCAGUGAGACCUAUGACAUCUACGGUGCCGUGGUAGACUACAUCCACCGCUACGCCAAUUGGGACCUGCUGUGGCACAGUCGACUGGUGCCCACCAUGGGAGAGGCCCGAGGGAAACUCAUCAUCAUGCAAGAGUUUUCUGGGCCAGACUUGGGGAUGCGCUAUGGCUCCCUGGACAUAGCCGACGACUGGAGGGUUCCCACGCUUCUGCACCUGGAGCAGAAAUGGCAGAGUGUGUAUGACCACCUGGAGGCCGCACCGACUGGAAACAAGGACCAGAUCUUUCUCACCUACAGCAGUGGAGCCGGUGUGUUCGCGUACCCCAGAGCCGUGGCUCAGCGCAUCAACACACAACUGUACAACUACCUGAAGGCCAAAACAGACCUGAACCAGCGUUUUGGAAUCAUAUGCAUGGACUUCCCCUCUGCUCCUAUUAUUCAAAUGAUCAUUGACUUCCAGCUAAAAGACGAGACAAAGAGAGAACAGGUUCCUAGAUUUGCAUGUGAGCCAGGAUCAAUGUGA